This is a messenger RNA of Diorhabda sublineata, 1318 nucleotides long. RefSeq names its product RISC-loading complex subunit tarbp2-like (gene R2d2). The transcript is spliced from 4 exons. NCBI's taxonomy places the organism in Eukaryota, Metazoa, Arthropoda, Insecta, Coleoptera, Chrysomelidae. Bases 269 to 1237 code for a protein of 322 amino acids. The record is from RefSeq and is a predicted model, not a curated record.
GCCAAUUUAAAUCAAAAUCACUCUUCCAAAGGUUAAAAACAGUGUACAGUGAAAUUUUAUUCAUAGAAAGAUGUAUUUUUGAGCAAAUCGUAUUUAUUUUUGAAUAAAAUAACACUUUGUUUCAAAAUAACAUUUUAAAUUAUACAUACAAAAAAACGCAACUACAGUGCCAGUCAAUUUAAAAAUUUUAUGUGGAGGUUAUAUAUUGUUGUCGAAUACUGUUUCUAGAAGAAUUGUUAUUGUUUGAGGAUACUUUAUUUAAAAAAGAAUGUCAAAACUAGCAAAAAAUCCAGCUAUGGUUCUUCAAGAACUUACCGUGAAAAAAUGUUUGGGACCUCCGAAUUUUGAAAUUGUUCAUAGUAUAAGUGGUACACAUGAAAAUAGAUUUGAUUAUCGAGUUAGGGUAGCUGGUGUCGAAGCUAUCGGAACAGGUUCUUCAAAACAAAUUAGCAAACAUGAUGCUGCAUACAAAGCUUUAAAAAUGCUAGAAGAGAUAGGAAUAUACGAUCCAGUCGAACUUCCCAUGGAAGAGUUUAAGGCAUCAGCUAUGCAAAAACAAGCCGGAUAUAGGAUUGGUAGUCCUAAUAAAUUAUCUAUAAAUUGUAUUGGACCUCUGAAAGAUCUAUGCAUGGAAAACAAAAUAGAAGAUCCUGUUUUUACUGAAAUAUCCGAUGUAGGGCCACCACAUUGUCGUGAAUUUACUUAUGAAUGUUGUAUAGGUUCUGUUAAAACAAUUGCUACGGCUAAUACUAAAAAAAUGGCGAAACAACUGACUGCAAAGGAGAUGUUGGAGAGAUUGAAAUAUAUUCUUCCAACUAUUAAAUUAGAGGCGCCGCGUAAAACUGAGGAACAGAAAACUUUAAUGCCUUCAGAAAGAGAUCUUGCCGCUCUACAAAAGUAUAAUGAAGCUUUCUCAGAUGUAGUACCAGACAAAAAAGUUAAAGUAGAUGACUUUGCAUCCGUGUUCAAUAGAUUGAUGCUUGAAUGCAAAAAAACUAGAGAAGAUUUCAAUGAGGAAUUUACUGAAAUAUCUGCAGAUUCUUUGGAAAGAAUGUUAAAAAAAUUAGGUUUGCAACAUGUAAUUUUUCCAAUACAAGAACAAGAACCAAUUAUACUGGCAUUGAGGAUAAAUUGUGAUGUACCCUUUGCCACAAUGGCUGUUGGUAGAACGGAAGAAUUAGCUAAAUCUGAAGUGAUAAAUAACACUUUCAAAAUGCUUGAUUGCUUUAUUAAAUAAAAAAAAAAAAAACAUUGUAAAUAUGAGUUUAGAAUUUGUUUUUUUUUUGUGGUAAAUCAAUAAAAAUAAUUUGAAAAACCA